AUGAUUCUGAAGCUCUGGCAGCUAUUCAGGGAUCUUCCUAUUCCCUUUCUUCUACUGUCGUUUUCCAUCGUUUGUGUGGCGCUUCCAGUACACUCUACAGAACUCACACCGGAAAACUUCAAAUCGAGCAUAGCCAGCGGAGUGUGGCUUAUUGAGCAUUUUUCACCUUAUUGUGGGCACUGUAGGGCAUUUGCGCCUACUUGGGAAGAGCUGGCCCAAAGGAAUAAGGAAGGUAGCGCAGAGUUUACGGGUGUGAAACUUGCACAAGUUAAUUGCGCAGUCCACGGUGAUCUAUGCAGCGCCAACAAUGUCAAGGGAUACCCUCAGUUGAAUGUUUAUAACAACGGAGAUUUUGUGGAAACCUUCAAGGGUGCCAGGGACGUGGAACGUUUGACAGAGUUUAUAAAACGACACGCACCUACACCUCCAUUACCUACUCCGCCCGUUUCAGAAACUGUACUCGAAGAACCAAACUACGUUGCGGAUCCCAAUCCGUCAGGCUCCGUGCUGGUUUUGGAUGAAUCAAACUUCCAAAGCACGAUAGAGGAGGGUCCCGUCUUCGUUAAAUUUUUCGCCCCGUGGUGUGGCCAUUGUAAGAAGCUUGCUCCGACAUGGAAGAAGCUUGCUCAAAGCAUGCAACACAAACUCACAGUUGCUGAAGUUGAUUGUGAAUCUCACAAAGCUCUUUGCAAGGAAAACAACAUCGGAGGGUUUCCUACGUUGGUGUACAUCGCCGAUAGUUCUCACACGGAAUAUGGUGGUGGACGAAAGCUUGAGCAACUAGAAGAGUUUGCGGAGAAGGCUAGUAACUCUGCAGGUCAAACUAGGGAACCCAAAUCUAUUUCGCCUGACGAGUUGAAGAACCAUGUCUCCGUGGAAAAGUCGAUUUACGUGCUGCUCUAUCCUUCCAGCGAACCCAAACUUCCGUCCAUACUUAGGCCCCUCUUUUCCUCCCUCCUCGGUUCGCCUAUGGUCUACACCAUCGCUGAUCCACCACCUUCCAUGAAAUCUCACUUCUCUAUCCCAUCAACGUCGGCGUGGGCUAUUGUAGCCCUGAAAGACCAUGACUACACCACUCCUGCGGCCGUAUAUUCAACAUCUACUUCAGCCUCUUCCCUGAAAAAGGAUCCUACUGAAAUUGACCUCAUAAAGACCUGGUUGCUGCAUAAUCGUCUCCCGACAGCAAUUGAGCUAACUCAAGACUCCUUCCAGAACGUUAUGAACUCUCCUGCACGUCCACUUGUAGUGUUAGCUGCCGUCACCCCGAACAUCAAGGACAAAGUUCAGGAGCGCAUGGAAGAAAUCGGGCAAAAGUGGAGAGCAAGAACUCAAGGGAGUGGGAUGCUUAGUGAAAAUGGCCAAGAACGCCCUAUAGUAUUUGCUUGGAUGGAUCUAGGAAAGUGGAAGGAUUGGAUGAAGAGUAUGUAUGGGAUUAAAUAUGAGGGCUCCUUAGAGCUCGACGACGUCGAGGUUGUCGUUACUGAUCACAAGGCUCUAAUAUACUACGACAUCGGCCACGCUGGGUCGCCCAUAAAAUUGACCUCAUCGCAAAGCGUGUUCUCUGUGCUUGACGGGAUCGCUCAAGGAAAGAUCUCUCCCAAGAAUUCGGAAAACUUCAUCGAACGUGUUGCUAGAUAUCUUAACAACAAACUGCAGUCUAUCGAGUCCUACAUCAUUAAUCACCCCAAGCAUAUCGCGUUUUUGGUUCUCCUCGGAUUCGUGUUCGUUGUUUAUGCCAUCAGAAGAGCACUUGCGGACGAACCAAUGGAUAAAGAUUAUGUGCGCGUUGGAAAGGGGAAGGCAGAUCGAUUGGAUUAG
Lentinula edodes (shiitake mushroom) is the source of this 1818-nucleotide messenger RNA. RefSeq names its product protein disulfide isomerase. Gene Ontology annotation, molecular function: protein disulfide isomerase activity. Gene Ontology annotation, biological process: protein folding. Gene Ontology annotation, cellular component: endoplasmic reticulum. The record is from RefSeq and is a predicted model, not a curated record. The transcript has 7 exons. The coding region runs from base 1 to 1818 and encodes 605 amino acids. NCBI's taxonomy places the organism in Eukaryota, Fungi, Basidiomycota, Agaricomycetes, Agaricales, Omphalotaceae.